Pomacea canaliculata is the source of this 4059-nucleotide messenger RNA. RefSeq names its product PHD finger protein 20-like. The record is from RefSeq and is a predicted model, not a curated record. Gene Ontology annotation, cellular component: NSL complex; nucleus. Gene Ontology annotation, biological process: regulation of transcription by RNA polymerase II. Lineage: Eukaryota; Metazoa; Mollusca; Gastropoda; Architaenioglossa; Ampullariidae. Bases 62 to 3247 code for a protein of 1061 amino acids. The transcript has 19 exons.
UAUAAGAGUUGCAAUGAUGUAGUUAAAUUUCUACUACAAAAAAACAAAGCACAAAUCUUUAAUGUUAUUUGAAACAAAGCUGAAAUACUUCAAUUGCGAACAUUUGACUUGUUAUUUCCGUUCCGCCAUUUUAAAAAGACACCAAAUGGCGUCAGAAAUGUCUGAUGACACAUCAGAACCCGGAGCGGAAAUACUGACGAGUUCAGCCUCCAGCGUCAGCAACUAUGACAUACACAACACCAGCGAGGCACACACUGCUAGUGUCACAUCAGGUACAGAAGAUUCAAACUCCUGCACUCUGGAGCCAUCGUCAUCUGAGACAGAUAGCUACAUGAGUUCGGGAGGAAAGGGAAAAGAUGAUGCAUCUGGAUCAGCAGAGCCCAAUUUGGCUCCAAAAGAAGACAGUGAAGAAAACAAAGAAGGAAGAGACAAACUUCCACUGCGCCCAGGGAUUAUUUGGAGGAAAGGAGAACGUCUUGAGGCUAUGGAUUAUCUGCAGAAAUGGUAUCCUGCAAAAAUUAUAGAGAUUGAUGAAACAGAACUAUGUGUGAGAAUCCAUUUUGAAGGGUGGAACCAGCGUUAUGAUGAAUGGGUAGACAUGAAUAGUGACCAUUUGCGACCUCUUACCCGUCACUCAGAGCGCUGGAACAGACAGAGACGCAGGAAACAAAAGAGCGACUAUAAAGUUGGCGACAAGGUAUUGGCCAAGUGGACUGACUGUAAGAUGUACCUGGCUAAGAUCGAUGAAGUAUACAGUGAUGGUUCAUAUGGUGUGCUUUUCUAUGAUGGAUUCAAGAAAACCAUUCAAGCAAUCAAUCUUUCACCUGCUCCAACAGAACAAAAGCAGUCAAAAUUCCUGAUAAAACCUCCACUACUGUCCAGAAGAGAUCUAAAAAAGUUGAAGAGUAAGCCACUGGAUUUCAAAGUUACAGGAUCAAAGGAGGCAAAAAUAUCAGGGAAAGGGAGAAGGUUGAAAAGAACAGAAAAGCUCAGCCCAGGUAGCUCCAGCACUGUCAGCAGUGGUCAACCAGGCGAUAAACUUCAGCGGACAUAUUGUGGGCCGCACAAAAAAAACAAGCUCAUUGUUGCUGGAUCUCUCUUUGCAAAACGAAACAAGUCUGAUGGCUCAUCAUCAAUGUUUAAGAAAAACAAAGAAGUGGGAAAGAGUUUUACUCGUGCUUUGAACGAGCAGUUGAAAGUGAAGCAGGAGGUGAAGACUGAGACUCCAGAGGAGGAAUUGCCUGAGAAAGAAGACAAGCCAAUAGCAACUCCUGGAGCAGAAGCCAGCAGUCAAACAGAGGUUUAUAACGCAGAGAAGCCUAGUCUUUCUCCAGCCAAAAAGGAGAAGCGAGCAGGAUCUUUCCCACCUAUUCGGCGGAGAAAAAGGAAGCAUCUUAAAGUGCCAGGUCCGCUGCAAGUGUUAGAACCACAUAAAGUAUCAGCGUCCCUGCCUAUACUCAAGAAAGCUCAGUCAACAGAGGUUGAAGAAAAGUCUUUUGAAGAGAAAGUGCCCCUUAGUGCCCCUCCCUUGAUGACCUUGCCGAGCAUGCCACCUAAAGCCUUUGUAGUGGAAGAAGACCACAACAGCCACAAGUGUGUUGUUCCUGGAUGUGGUAAAAGUUUUCGUAAAGCCAGCCUCCUGGAAUCUCAUGUUAAGUACUAUCACAGUGAGGAGGCACCACAGUCGCCAACCAUUCCUCGCAGACGGAAGAAGACACCCAGCAUGUGCUCCACAGAUUCAGAAACGUCCAUGUCUUCCAGAAGCAAUACCACUAGGCGAAAGCGCCAUGUCUCAGAAGUUUCUACAGUCGCUUCCCUUGGCAGUCCUGACUUGGCUAUGAAAAUUUCAUUUGACGAGGAAGAAGCUACUGGUGCCAGUCAUCGGAUGGAGUUGACUGUGCUCGAGGAAGCUCCUGCCGCCGAAAUGGAAGAAGAAUGUCCAGAAGAGGUGGUCAAUUGCAAAUGCGGCCUGAACGAAGAGAAUGGUUUUAUGAUACAGUGUGACGUGUGUAUGUGCUGGCAGCACACCCAGUGUUUCAACAUAGACGACGGCGAUCUGGACUCCAUCACAUCUUACGUUUGUCAGAUAUGCAAGCAGACGCCAGGGGUACGAGACAGUGCCCGCCAUCUGUACGAUAUGGACUGGUUCCGACACGGUCGCCUGCCUACAUUCAGCUACCUGCAGCAGGACCCGUCUCCGCUGCGGCAGAAGGAAAUGAUGGCGACCCACGACCUUGUUGCUGACGUCAUCAAAGUACAGCGCAUGGUGCACGGGUUACGGCAGCAGAUUGCAGUGACGAGGGAGAAAGAUCAUCCAGAACUGAGACUGUGGAAGCCAGCGCUGCCCAAAGAGACACGGUCGCUGGGAGUGUCCACCUCCGACUCCAGUGUCAACUCCAAGGCAACCGUGAGAUUCGGCGCGCACUCACAGGUGGAGUUAGCAGGGCAAGAUGGCGGAAUUUCCCCGGUAACGGACGGCGUCUUGUUUAAGGAUCAGCCGGCGCUCACAGGAGAUAGACAUACGGUGUUGCCGCCCACCAUAGAAGACGCCCAAGCCGCGCCCCUCGGGAAAGAUGCGCCUUUGAACGGCGAAACUCCUGUCAAGGUUCCAGGGAUCGAUUUGAAUGUCGUCCAGAGCAUGGAGGUCUGCGACGAGAAUACCAGCGUGGUGAAAGAGGAAGAGCAGAUGGACAUCAUCAAGCUGGAGCCCGACCUGAAGCCGGAGUCGGCAGUAACGUCCGGCCCGGCUGCCUCUAAGCCGCCUGAGCAAGGUGAUCUUUCAGACGGCCUUAAGGGGGAGAAGGGCGACACCGUGUUUAUGCCUGCAGACCCUGGCCCAACACCGGCGUGUGGUGCAGAGUCCUCCAGCAAGACGGUGGAUGACCAGCAAGUUCGAGCACAGGGCACGGUCACUGGCCAGAGUGAGGACAAGGCAUCUUCUACGGUGAAGACAGAAGCAGUGCACGGGGUAAAGGAGGAGAAGAAAGAGACAGCCCCUACAGCGCUGACCGUACGGAAAGAUCCCUUUUCCGACUGCAAGCUGUCGGUGCUGUUACAGGUUCGGUCGGCGCAGGACGACCUGGCCGCACAGCUGGACGGUAUCGAGGUCCAGAUCACAGCCAUGGAGCGACGAGAGUUCGGCGAGGAGGCGGCUGGUUCUUAUGGCAACAUCCCGGCUCUCAAGCACGCGCUGUACCGCAUCGCUCGCGAUCUGGACAAGGUCAAAGGCAUCGCCAUGUAUCGAUGACUGUCGACAAGGCUGAGGGCAUCCACCAAUCACAUCCGCAUUCUCGGAAGCCUCCCACUCCCACCCCUCCCAGCCCCUGGUGGCUAAAGAACUUCGUUUCCAGACACAUCAGCGUCGGCAUUAGUUUACACAUACGCGUUCCAGUCUUUGUGUGUGUUUACACAAUCUCACUUUCCUUCGUUAUUGCUUUUGAGCGGACAGACCAGCGGUCAUUUUGUGUGUUUAUUUAUUUCUCCGUGACUACUCUUACCAGCACACACGCUGUUGGAUUGGGAGUAGAAUACGCUGUUGGACCAUGUUGACCUAACAAAAAGUGGACUGUGAUUCAAACUUCUCACGCUGCCUGUGGUCCCACGAGACACACGAAACUAGAGAUUUCCUUUUUUUUUCAAAUUGAACCGAAGUGAACUCAAGUGACUUAGAGUUCCUGUUCUAAAGGUGUCAUAUAAUUUAUAAAUUUUUGUUCUUUUUAGUGUUGGGAUUGGGUGGAAGAUGGGGAAGGGAAAUUGUUAUGUGUUCAUUUUCACUGCCAAGCAUGGCUAGAAGUGUUCAGCGCGAGUGCGUCAUCAACCAUGUGACAAGGCAAGCUUUGCCCAACCGGCGCUAGAGCAGGCUUGGAGCGACUGGCUUUAUUUUGGUGUUCAGGGCUGUGUGUGUGUGAGAGAGAGGGCUACGACAAGUUUAUAAAUGUUUAAUGAGUGCUGGCGAACUGAAGGCCACUAGAAGAUGUUGAAGUCGAUCGCUUUAUUGUUCUUUUAUUUUCGUCGCAUUUACGAUCGAGACCAAAUCAAAAGAAAAGAAAGAAAACCUUU